AUGUUAAAGCGCUUAGUUUAACAGAAAAGGAGUUUAUUUAAUACAAAUCUACUCUAAAAUGCAUAAUUAUUAAAAAGUAGCUAAUUGAGUAAUUAGAAAAAUAGUAAUUUCUCAACAAUUAAAAAACGUGAUAUUUCUAUUUUUAAUUAUGAUAACAACUCCUACACAUCAGAAUAGAUAAAUUACAUUAACUAGGUCUAAAAUUUAAAAUAUAGUGAUCUAGUAACCGAGUGUAAAAACCUAAAAUUAAAGCCAAAGGACCGUACCCGUUAAUCUCUUAUAUAUGCUAUCAUAGAAUCUUUGCCAAAAAUUGCAGAAGAUGCUGCUGCAAGUGAAAUUAGCCAAUAAAAUAGCAAAACAAGCUCUUUAUUAAACCGUACCUAAGUAGAAAAAGAAGAAAGCAAACCUAUAAUCACAAAUAGUAGUUAAGAAAGCGAUUCACGUUAAUUAUAGUCUGCUUCUCGUGAAAAUUUGAAUGAAGAAAUUAAAAAAACAAUGAAAUAGAUUUUAUCAAAAGAUGAGUAUAACAAAUUCUUAAAUAACUUCAUUAAUGGAGCAGGUGAAUACUCAAGAAAAGUUAUAGAAAUAGACUAGUAAAACUAAUUGCGUUAGAUAUUUAACCAAAAUGAAGUUUUAUAAGAAUAUGGAGACCGUAUUAUUUAAUAUAUUGAACCAAAGGCAACUCAGUCAAUUCAUUAUAUUGAAAAUUACUCAUUUGAGCAAUAGUAAAAAAUUGUUGAAGCUAUGUCACCAAUGUCAAUAAACAAAGAAAUCAGCCUUCUUUUGAAUCGCUCAAACUAUAUUAACGAAUGUGAAAAGAGCUAUGCCCUUAAGAUUAAAACAUCAAAGCAUGAAUUGUCAAAAUACAUGUACUCUCAACUAUUGUGUAUUGAAAAUGAAUAUUGCGGCUUAUUCAAGGAUGAAGCAAAAUAAUUUUUGAAAGAAAUUAGUAAUUCACGUAUAGUUAACUCUUCAGUUCUACACAUUACUAAAACCUUAUCUGAUCCUAUUUAAUUUUGGCACUAUGCUUCCCUAUUCAAAUGGGGAUCUCCUUCAUCUCUUAUCUCCUUAUGGAAAACUUUAACUCUCUCUAUUGAUUUUUAUGAUAUUGAUAACAUUCAAACUUUGACUCGCUGCUUAUACAUGAUUAGGAAAUAUUCAAGGUUUUAUCCUCAAAACAAUUAAAAUAAUUAGGAAGAGAUUCAAUUUUAUGAAAAGUUAACAAAUGUUAUUCUGCAAAUGAUUAGCGAAAAAGAUAACCAAGUUUCAUAUUUCAAUAUUGCAAAUAUUUUAGGUUACUUAAAGCAAAUAAAUAUUCCAUUCACUACAAAGACACAAAAAAAUCUCUAAAGCAUAGCUGAAGUCUUUAUUGACAUUUACAGAGCAGAUUUAGAAUAAAAAACCUUAGAAUAAACAGGAAAUUAGAAUAUUUAAGAAAAUUAUUUAGUGAGCCCCGAAGUUCUUGAUAAUUCUACACCAGACUAUUUUGUGAGAGCUCUUUUUGCUUUGAGCUAUUUUCCUAAUCCUCCUUAAAUUAUAAUUAACGAUAUUUUCUAAAAAUUGGUUGAUUCUGGUCUCGAAUUCUUUGAAAAGGGAGUAACUGUAAAGAUUCUAUCUCAAUUAAUGCUUAGCAACAUUCCUAUUAAUGAUAUAGUUGCUGAAGCUAUUAGAAAAAAUAAAAAGGUUAUUUAUGAUUUAAGUAUUAGAGAAAUCUAUGUCUUUAUUUAUUCUUUUAAAGACAGUAAUUAAGAUAUGGGAAAAUUAUAUCACCACUUCUACUUCUAAACUGGCCUCUUCUUGGAUAACGUCACUUUAUUAAACGACUUUAAGCAAGUUGUUAUGGUUGCAAAAAUCCACUACUACAUUCUCACAUAAAAGAUAAAUGAACACAAAAGAGUGUACUUGGAAAAACGUACCAAUUAGGUUCUUAAUUUAAUUAAUAAAAGCUGCACUGAUUCUGUUUGCAGAGACUAUAUAGCUGAUAUCAUUUACAUUGCAUCUCUCUUUAUCCCCUAUCUCAACAAACCAGACUUUUUGUUCACCAAAAUAAUUAAAAAUAUUUAAUACUUGAAAGUAAAUAGCGAAAAUAGACCACUAUUCACUAAUUUCAUCAUGAAAACUUUAGAAAAACUAAAUCCUCAUUAUGACUUUUUUAUUAACUACGGUAGUUUAGAUUUGGAAUACAAUGAUAAAUUUAGUACUGAAAUGAAGGUUCUUUUAAAUUUAAUGAUCAAGAAGUUUAUUGAAUCAAAGUUACUAAGCUUUUUCCUAUUAACUAUUUAACUUUGUUCUGCUCCUAAAAUUUUGAAAGAGGUUGUUCAAAAUGACAUGGAAAGACAUGAAUUAGCUAAAAAUUUGACAUUACAAAUCAUCAAAAUUCUGGGACACGAAAACAACAAAUUCGUCUUUUCAAACUUGGUAAUGUUCUCUUGUUUUGUUGACACUAACUUCGAAUCUAUUCAAGACGAAACCAUUAUUGCAAAAGCUCAAUAAGUUAUUUUUGAGUCAUUCAAAAAAAUAAACAAAGAAUCAAACGAAAAUGAUGAUUUACUCUGGAUUUAUUAUCAUUCUAGUAUUUUAAAUAAGAUUUAAGGCCAAAAAACAUAAGAACCAAUCAAGAAUCUGAAUGAAUACUUUUUGAAAAAUGUUGUAAAGCCAAUUUGUGAAAACUAAAUAGGUGUAGUUAAUCAAAUUAUUCAUGAAGAUGGCAUUGUUUAAUAUUUCAAUAAAAAUGUCAAUUACAGCAAUCUUCAGAAUAUAAUUUAUCUUCCUUCUAUUCUUAAAAAUCUAGCAAUAGAUAUUACUAAAUAGCCAUCUAUCUAAUAGUAUUUGUUGCCUAAAAUUAACAAGGAAUCUAAAUUUUGGAAUGGUCAAUUUUUAGUAGAAAACCUCAUCAUUCUUAACAAACUGAAAAUUAACUGCUUUGAUAUAUUUGAAAAUGUUUGCGAAAACUUAUUCACUACAUUUAUUUAUUAUCACGACUCAUAUGAUUUUUAACUAAACAAUGAAAUAUAUCCUAACAAAUAAAAGAUAAUUGAAAUCUUAGAUUCAUAUUCUAACUAAUAUAUAUAAUAAAAAAAUCUUAAUCCUAAUUUAGAAGUAACUAAAAAUAAAAAUUUUGUUGCUUUGAAUGUAUUGGCAUGCUUUGUUUUGAAGGAUCUCUCUCCAGAAACUAUUUCUAGCAUAUUUGAAAUGAUGGGAUCAAACCAAUAAAUUUAUUAUAAACAAUUUGUGAGAUUAAUGAAUAAUAGUUAAUUUAAUCUUUCAAACGAUCAAAUCCUCCAUUUUUACAUGAAAUUGCCAAACUGGAUCAGAAAUAAAGAUUUAUCAACAAGAGUUGACUUAAAGUUAAAACAAAGUAUAUUGAAUAUUCAAGAAUCCGAACGUGAGUACUGUGUUAAGUUUUACACCAAAGAAAUGAUAUUUAACGAUUAAGCAACUGAUAUUUUUAUUAACAAUCUCUCAGCUAAUCCUACUAUUGAAUACUUUUAAAUCUUGCUAAACUAUUUAAGUAUUGGAGAAAUUAUUUAAAACGAAAGCUAGUUAGAAAUAAUUGAAAAAUAUUACAACAAGUAUUAUGACUAACUAUCAAAUGACUCACACAUAAAUAUGAUUUAAGUAAUUGUUAAUUACUAAAUAAUGAAUUAAAAACCACUAGUUUUACCUAAAAACAUCACUUUAAACGAACCAGCAUUUUAUAAGUUUGUAAACAGAGUUGUUAUCGAUGGAAAAGAAUAUUUGAUUCCUUACUAAGAAAGCUUUACUCUUUCACACGAACUUCAAGUUCCUUAAUUUAAAAUAUUCCCAUGCUCAUCGAUUAAUAGUGAAUAAGAAUAGAAUGAGUAAUCUUAAGAAAAAUUACCUGAAAGCUAAAGUACUUAAAAGCAACAACACCUUGAAAACAUAGAAAUUACAUAAGAUAUUUAUGAGUAUCUCAGAUAAAUUAGCAUGAAUAGCUCAUAUAAAUGCUAAGGAAAAUCAAUAAAUCGUUACUAUCUUUAUCAUUUGAUUGCAAAGAAAAAAUUAAAUGAAUCUACUUAUGCUGAAGAAGAAAGACUUGAGAACGAAUUCAAGCAAGCAUAAAGAGAAGCUACAUUUGCACUCAACAGAAGUGAGGACUACAGUAAUUUCUUAGUAGAUUUUUCUCUUGCUAUUAAGAGCGAUGAAUUCGAAUCCGUUGAUUUAAAUUACUAAGGUGAAGAUACCCAAAAAAUAAAUAUAAAUUAUGCUAUUAGAUUUAAAAACUCAAGUAAAAAAAUUGGGUUUAUUUACGAUGACGAAGCUCUUUGCAAGGUCUCAAGCGAUGGUUCAUAAAAGGAAUACCAUCUAAGCAGCUAAACUAGAAUGAAAAUAGAAUUAUUAGAAAAGCAUCAUGGUUGGACCAUCUAUCCAAUUUAUUAUGAAAGAUGGUGUUAAACUUUCAACACUUUUGAGGCCAAAGAAAAGUUCAUCAAAAAAGUUUUAAAUGUACAAGAAUUAAAUUGA
Molecule: messenger RNA, 4485 nt
Organism: Tetrahymena thermophila SB210
Lineage: Eukaryota; Ciliophora; Oligohymenophorea; Hymenostomatida; Tetrahymenidae
Exons: 11
Source: RefSeq, a predicted model, not a curated record